Molecule: messenger RNA, 3790 nt
Organism: Drosophila serrata
Lineage: Eukaryota; Metazoa; Arthropoda; Insecta; Diptera; Drosophilidae
Gene: Reck
Product: Reversion-inducing-cysteine-rich protein with kazal motifs
Biological process (GO): extracellular matrix organization
Cellular component (GO): plasma membrane
Molecular function (GO): metalloendopeptidase inhibitor activity; protein binding
Source: RefSeq, a predicted model, not a curated record
GCCGCGGAGCGUCUUUUAAAUGCCGCGCGCGAAGCUUUUUUAAAUGCGAAAUAAAAAAUAUAUAAUUUAACUGAUUAAAAGUGACACUAAAUGAGAGUCAGUUAAAUUAAUUAAAUAACUUUUAGUCUGCAAAAGUAUCUCACUUACAAUAUCUCAAAUACAAUAUUGAAAGCUCAGUGAACCCGUACAGGACAAAGUGAGCGAAAAUCCAUACCGGAAAUAGCGAUAAAAAUGCUUCCGAUUAGCUGGGCGAUCCUGUUGCUCCUUCUGUCCUUCGGUGUGGUGAGUGCUGUUCGCCAGCUGGAGGAGAAUCAGAGCACCAAGAAUGAUCACCUGCACUCCACGGAGCGUCAGGUGCGAAGGAGGACCAAUAAGAGCAAUGCCACGGUGGAUCAUCAGCGUCACCUGGCCGGAGGAGGAGGAGGUGGAGGUGGAGGAGGAGCAGGAGGAGCCAAGAAAAAUAGCCGGAGACCAACGGAGGCAUCUUCUGUGAGCCUGGAUUCGGAUGACUACGAUUGGCUGGAGGCGGACACCAGCGAGGCCGUCGAUAGCUCCGAAACGACGGCUGUGGGAACUGUGAGAGCUUCUGGAGAAUCGCCGGAUAUCUUCACAUGUUGCAAUCAGGUCUUUGGCUCAUGUCGCACAGCAUGCGAAAAUUUAUCUCUGGUUGAAUAUGCCACUGGUGGCACUGCUGAUAGUCGCGAGGAGCUGCGAAAAUAUUGUCAACUCCACCAGGUGGAGUUCUGGACCUGCAUCAACCAGACCCUCGAUGCGGUAUCCCGCGGUGCGGACUGGUCAGGCAGGCGUUGCUGCCAAUUUGGGGUUCUGCCACAUUGUCGCAAUGCCUGUGCCUCCUCCAGCCAUUCACCUGUGCACACCUGCCGGCGCAGCGAUGAGCAGACGCUGUACGAUUGCCUGGAGCGCCAGGAGGCGGCGGAUCAGUGCUGUGGUCAGGCACGAACUUCCGAGUGUCUAGAGGCCUGUCGUGCUGUCUUUGAGCCCUCGAAUGAUAAUCAGGAUCAUGUGGACAUAAAUGGAGCCUGUGGUGAGCGCAAUUUGGACGUGGUGCAGUGCAUCCACAAUCACACGGAUAUGACACCGCUGACCAAUGCCGAGCAGUAUAUACCCUGCUGUGAGUAUAGCAACAAGGAGCAUUGCCGUCACACCUGCCGCAAUUUACUUCGCCAAAACUCCACCAGAAUGGAGAGGAGCGAGGUGAUCUUCUCGCGUCUGGAGGCAGCCGGUUGUGGGUCUCCUCUGCCGCAGUUACCCUUCUGGCAGUGCUUCCUCACGGUCACUGGGAAGCUGUAUGUACCGGGGGGCUCGGGAAGAGCUGGAGGUUCCCCCUCCCAGAGCCGGCUGGGUGGUAAGGGAGGUGUAACCCUCGGGGAGCCCAAUCAUCUGGGCAUGGAUGCUGCCAAGAGGCAGUGCUGCGAGCAGGCUGGCAGCCACAAGUGCCGGCGUCUUUGCAAUCAGAUCUUCACCAGCAAUUGGUGGGAUGCCAGGACCAGCUUUGAGAACGAGUGCAUGGAUCAGCCGGGAGAGAGGGAGUUGCGUCGCUGCAUUGACAGUGUGGAUGCUCCUUGCGAACUGGGUUGCCAGGGUCUCAGCUUCUGCUCCAACUUCAACAAUCGGCCGACGGAGCUCUUCCGGAGCUGCACACCCGAGCAUGAUGCAGCUGCUCGAGAGGAUCUGCAGCUACUGCAGCAGCGAGGAACCGUGAGGGUGCUCGGACAGGAGCUCUUCAUCAAGAAUACCAGUCGUUGUGCUCCGGAAAAGUGGCAGGCUUUGGUCUGUGCCCUCCAGCUCAAACCCUGCACUCGCGUGGAUCUCUUCAAUGGCAUCUGCAGUGAGGAUUGUCACGAGCUCCUGGAGGAGUGCCUGGAUUGGACGCGUCAGCAUCAGAGACCCAAGGAUAUUUGCUCCAGGCUAAAGGAAAAGGAUGAAGAUGCUCCACUACCAUGUAUCUCACUGGAGAGUUAUCUAAAGCCAGGGGAUUCCACUGCAGAGGAGUCCCAGGGCAUAACCUCUCCAUGCUCCAAGAAACCCUGCAAUGGCAGCGAGGUGUGCAUCCUUCAAAGGGGUGGACAUCAGGGAUACUCCUGCAUACCUGGCUGUAAUCUGGGACAGGAUUCCAAGCUCUUUGUGCCCUUUGGCUCGUAUGUGCGACUGGGAAAGAGUAAUCACAAGAAAAUCGAGGUGGGUCAAAUGCCGCUGGCCGAGCACAUUGUCUGCUCUUGCGGCUUAAAGGGUCACCUGGAGCAGUGUCAACCUUUACCCAGUUACAGUCAUGCCCACUGCAUCCUGCCUGGAGGCAGGAGCUAUCGUCAUGGUUCCUCCUUCUACCUGGAAUGUAAUCUCUGCAGUUGCUUUGCCGGUGAGAUCACCUGCACCAAGCAGCAGUGCCGGCUCCCGGGAUUUGCAGACUCCGGUUACACCAGUCUCCCGUGCAAUUGUCCCGCUCAUUAUGUACCCGUUUGUGGCUCCAAUGGGAACACCUAUCCCUCGGCCUGUGUGGCCAAGUGUCAUCUGCCGGAGGGAGACUAUGUCUAUGGGGCCUGCAAUGCUCGGAAUGCCUGCCAGGCAGCGGGUCCAAAUAGUUGUCUCCAAGGAACACAGUGCCUGGACAGGAGGAAGGUGUGCCUGGCCAGCAUGCAGCGUCCCUGCCUGCAGUAUGUGUGUGUCAAUGCCACCGCCUCCAAUUGCUCUUCGUUCCACCAGGUCGAGGUAUGCGACACUCAAGGACGCACCUAUCCCAAUGCCUGUGCCAUGCUGCAAGUUAAUCCUCAGGCUCAGGUGGCCUAUUGGUCUGCCUGUCAGUCGAGCAGGACGGUUGCCUCUCCCUCACCCGUUUGUGGCAUCAAUGGAGUGACUUACAAGAGCAGUUUUGCUGCUCGAGCGGAAUACGUAAUCGUUGACUAUGCGGGAAGAUGCCGGGAGGUUGGUUUGCUGGCCAGCGACAUGGGCAGAAGGUGUCGUACUGUGGUGUGUCCAGCUCCCGUGUCCAAGCACUGUCGAUUGAUUGUGCCCCCCGGAGCAUGUUGUCCUCUGUGUGCUGGAGGAGCUUUCCGCAUUAUAUACUCUCGAAAGCAGUUCGAUCGAGCCAUGUAUGGCCUGAGGGCGCAGAGCAACACGUUGCUUACGCUGCAUGGAGUGCUCCAGCAGUUGGAUGGACUGGUUCAGGUCAGCGAGUGCCAGAUGACCGGGUUCCUUACCAUGGAAGUGGGCAUCUUUGUGGCCCUCGUACCUGCCAGUAGUGUCAAGCGACCGACACGCCUUCAGCUAGAGGCCUGUGCCCGCGAAGCGGAGAAGAUAUCAUCCUUGAUCAACGCCCAAUCACCCAGGAUUACCACGAAUCUAGCGUUAUCCUGCCUGACGGUGUCACACCUACUAGAACCCACGCCAAAUGGAGCAUCCGCCAGUGGUGGUUAUCCCACCAUUUGGAUGAUGCUCCCCCUACUUUUGUUAGCGUUUAGAUUAAUCAUAGCAUAGGCUAAGGUGUUAAGGAGCAAAGGAGCCUGUAUGAUUUGACUCAAUCAAGUGAAUUCUUGGUGCCAAUUAAUCUGUUAGUAUAAGGAGAUGGAAAGUGCCUUCAACUUGUUAGGAAUUGACCCCUCUAAACCUUGUGAUAUUAGCUAAAAACAACAAAACAAUUAAUUGUUAAGAGAGAACCGAACCCUCUAUCAUUAGUUUACUUUGUAUCAGGAAAUGAUUAUUUAAUUUACUUAAGAGAGCAAGAAUCUUUGCUCAAUGAUAAUUAAUUAUUUGAAUCCCUGGUUACGUGUUCAUU